Choloepus didactylus (southern two-toed sloth) is the source of this 3066-nucleotide messenger RNA. RefSeq names its product rho GTPase-activating protein 11A-like. The record is from RefSeq and is a predicted model, not a curated record. Lineage: Eukaryota; Metazoa; Chordata; Mammalia; Pilosa; Megalonychidae. Gene Ontology annotation, biological process: signal transduction.
AUGUGGGAUCAGAGGCUGGUGAGGUUGGCUUUGCUGCAGCAGCUUCGGGCUGUCUAUGGCAUUAAGGUUAAGGGUGGCCGUGGGCAGUACGAUCGCAGGAAACAUGAAACAGCAGCCGCGGAAGUAGGGGGUAAAGUGUUUGGAGUACCCUUCAAUGUGUUGCCCCAUUCUAUUGUGCCAGAAUAUGGACACAUUCCAAGCUUUCUUGUUGAUGCUUGCACUUCUUUAGAAGAGCAUGUUAAUACAGAAGGACUUUUUAGGAAAUCAGGAUCUGUUAUUCGUCUAAAAGCACUAAAGAAUAAACUGGAUCAUGGUGAAAGUUGCCUGUCUUCUGCACCUCCCUGUGAUAUUGCAGGACUUCUUAAGCAAUUUUUUAGGGAAUUGCCAGAACCCAUUCUCCCAGCUGAUUUGCAUGAAGCACUUUUCAAAGCUCAACAGUUGGGAACAGAGGAAAAGAAUAAAGCUACAUUGUUACUUUCUUGUCUUAUGGCUGACCACACAAUUGAUAUAUUGCGAUACUUUUUUAACUUUCUCAGGAAUGUUUCCCUUAGGUCCAGUGAGAAUAAGAUGGAUAGCAGCACUCUUGCAGUAAUAUUUGCUCCAAACCUUCUUCAGACACGUGAAGGGCAUGAAAAGAUGUCUGCUAAUAUGGAAAAAAAGCUCAGACUACAAGCUGCAGUAGUACAAACUACUGAUUAUGCUUCAGAUAUUGGGCGUGUACCAGAUUUUAUCCUGGAAAAGAUACCAGCUAUGUUGGGUAUUGACGGUCUCUGUGCUAUUCCAUCAUUAGAAGGUUUUGAAGAAGGUGAAUAUGAAUCUCCUGGUGAAUAUAGGAGAAAAAGAAGACAGAGUGUUGGAGAUUUUGUUAGUGGAGCAUUAAAUAAACUUAAAUCUAACAGAACACCCUCUAUUACACCUCAGCGAGAAAGAACUGCUCAAGUAUCUGUAUCACCAAUGAUUCUUACACCAAAUGCUAAGCGUAAACUGCCAGUAGAUUCUUCACAUGGUUUCUCAAGUAAGAAAAGGAAGUUCAUCAAGCACAAUUUUAACUUUGAGCUGUUGCCAAGUAAUCUCUUCAGUAGCAGUUCUACACCAGUAUCAGUUCAUGUUGAUACAAGCCCAGAAGGGUCAUCUCAGAGUUCACUUUCUCCUGUAGCCAUCAGUGGAAACCAUUUGAUCAGUGCAAGUGUGCAAAGACAAAGUAAAAGGAUUGCAGACAAAAAAGUUUGCAGGGUGGAAUCAGGAAAAGCAGGCUGCUUCUCUCCUAAAAUCAGUCAUAAAGAAAAGGUUCGAAGAUCUCUUCGUUUGAAAUUUAGUCUGGGGAAAAGUAACAGAGAUGAUGGAUGUUCUGAUGUCAAUAGAUAAGAAAAUGUUGGUCGGCGACUUGCAAGUCAACAAAAUUUUUAAAAUAGAAUUGAAUCUGUAAAAACAGGUCUACUUUUUAGCCCAGAUAUUGAAAGAUUAACAAAGAAAGGUUCAAAAAAGAUCAGUAAGUCUGAGGAAUACUUAUCAACUCCAGAGCAGCUGGAUGGAACAAAUUACCACAUGUCUUGGACAGGACCUACUAAUUCAAGUUUUCAGGAAAUAGACGCAAAUGAAACAUCUCCGAUAGAGGGAAAUCUUGAGGUGGAAAACUCUUCUUUGGAUCUUGAUCUUAUGGUUGAAAAGUCACCUGUUACUUCAUAUGCGCUUACCCCUUCUACUGUACACAAUAAGCAUAAUAGCAACCUAACUGGAAACUCUCCUAAUGGGGAUGAAGAUAACUUGACCACAGAGACUUUGGUGAAAAUUCAGAAAGCAUUUUCUGAAUCUGGAAGUAAUCUUCACACAUUGAUAAAUCAUGGGCAGUCCUCAAUAACUAAUAUGGUGAAAGCAAAAUUAAAUGAAACAUCAUAUACAGAAUAUAGCCCAAAGGAAAAUUUAUUUGAAACUAAUGAUUUGACUGUGAUAGAAUCGAAGAAAAAGUAUGAACACCAAGCUAGUAAAGAUGAAAAUAGUUUCUCAGAAAGACACUUCUCACUACAUCAAACUCAAGAAUUAGGUAGAGAAGCAACUACAAAAUGUUACUCAACUCAGAUGAAGGUGGAACAUGAAAAAACCAUUUAUUCAAAUAUAGCAAAAGAUUAUUUAAGCAUGCAAGAGUUCCCCAGUGAAGAACAAAUAAAGAAACAGGAGUCCGCAAGGAAUAAACUAAAUACUAAAUUAAAGGAGAAUGAGAGUGUGAUUGAAGAGAAUUUAUUGAAAUGCACAGCUUCUGGGGAGGACAUGUCUAAAUCAUCAUCUUCAGAGCAGAUUACCUGUAAUAUAACAACUUUGUCAAAACCUAGGCCUAUGAGAAUUGUUAAACAGCAGUCUCUGGUAGAAAAAUGUGAUAAAAUGGUUUCAGAAAGUUUACAAAUGACAGAGCAUGGAAAGGUUUCAGACCACAUACAGUGGUUUAACAAACUUUCCUUAAAUGAACCAAAUAGAACAAAAAUUAAAUCACCUCUUAAGUUUCAGCGUACUCCUGUCCGUCAGUCUGUCAGAAGAAUUAAUUCUUUAUCGGAGUAUAACCGACAACCUCUAAGGUGUAAGUUGGCAAGUCUUGGUGAUACUGCUUCUCCUUUGGUUAAAUCAGUGAGCUGUGACAGUGCUCUUUCUUCUUGUAUAGAAAGUACAUCAAAAAAUUCCUCUAUUUCAGAUAUCAAAUCAGGUCCUGAAGAACAGAAGGCUACAUCAUGUAAACAGUCAAGUGUUGAUGCAAUUUCAAAAUCAAGCAUGAAUUUGGCUUCUAAAUCUUUCUCAAAGAUGAAGAGACACCCAGACUUGGUGAAUGCUUCUCUUGGGUCUAGAAUUUGUAAACAGGAUCUGGUAUCUGAUGGACAAAUUAAGGCUCCCUUGGAUGACCUAACUAAUUACAAUAUAAUAAAAUCUGUUAUAAAUAAUAAUAUGGGCUUUUCUCCUGGAAUAAAUAACAGAGUCCUUAGGAAACAUACAGAAAGAGAAAGGAUUUGGUAUAAAGGUUCUCCAAAAACUCCUAUUGGAAAAGCUCAACUACUUCCAACAAGUAAACCUGUAGACUUGUAA